ACCAGGUUGAAUCGCUCCGAAACCUGCGGUCCCCAGGGAGACGCUCAUCUGUAGCUAUAACAUGUCCCUUAAGACCACCGCAAUUAGUGUCGUCUGCUAUUCUAUCCUUUGUUGUCGGCUGCUCGUCGUUCCUUCACAUCACCUUCAUCUCUGGUUUCACGCGCGCACUCGAGUGCAUAGCCGAGACCCGUAACCACCAACAACGACGCAGCUCAGCAAUUUUGCAUUGCAGCCUGGGCACAUUAUUUGGCUGAAGUCUUGUGUGCUUACAGUCGCAGAGUCUAUAAUCCCUUUCAUCCCUUACUCUCAUUCCACCCAACUUCAAGCUAUAUAUAUAUCACUACCUCAUUUCUGAACUUUCGACCUAUUAGCAAAGACCACACUGAAGGACUUUAAAAUGCGGAUCGAAAAAGACGACGGUUCUCGACCUGGUCAUUGCGAAACGAGAAGGAAAUUCCCCGAGAUCAAAGAGCUCUUCCAGAAUCGGCAAUAUGUUUCAUGCGCUUCUCUUUGUGAGCAUCUCUUGACUCGCUCCACCGACAAGUUACACCCCGUUCACUUGGCCUACCUUAACUUCUACCUGGCGCAAUGCCACGAUUCUCUAGCUAGAGAAGUGGCUUUGCGAAAGCGGAGAGCAGAGCUCGAUCUUGCAGAAAAGCAUUAUAUGAUAGCCCUGUCUUCGAUAACUCCUGCUCGAUUAAACACACUUGCCAGCGUUGAGGAAGAUUCUAGUUCACCAGCCUCGCCAGAAAGCCAACACGGUGCCUCACAUUCAAGACGGGCGUCUGAUGCUGUAUCCUUGAACUCCGACCACUCUACUUCGACUGUAGCAACCUCGAUUAUGGACGGAGAUAUUCCACCUUCGAAAUCCGCUUCGCCUAGUAGCAGUCGUUCGGUCCGGUUUAUUACAGCAGAUACAGAAGAAGGCAACCCCACUUCUACUCAUAAGCAACACAAGAGAAGACCUGCGCCUAUCUUCAUAGCCCAGCGUGUUCAAUCAUCGUCGCUCGAGGAGGAGAGGCUGUCGAAAGAUAUGUCGUCUUUUAUUUCGAUGCUGAAGGCACAUAUCGCCAGUGUCCGCGAACUCAAGGAGGUGUCAACUGAGCCAAAUGCUAGAUGGUCUUUCUACGGGCAGCGGAAUUCCAUCGGCACUCGUCCUACCAGCAUGAGCGCCAAUCAUGACCAGGCUACAAUGGAACAGAUCCGGCAGCAACGCAGAAGCGUGUGCUUCCGUCCACGUUUUGACCCUAUGAGUGUGCGCAUGCUUUGCAAGGAUGCUCUGAGCGAGCUUUAGUGCUACCUUGUAAGCACGUUGUCUGCGAGCAGACCAACUACGCGAAUAUGAUCCGAAUCGCCGGCGAUUCAACCAAUGACCCUUAAACGCAAACGAAAUCCCAGAGCAAUGCAGACACGCCUGGAUUUCACUAGCAACCCACUGCUGAUGUGUCGAACAAAAUAUCUUUAUGCCACUUCACCGAAUUCCCUUUUGUCUUGGAGGCCGUUCGAAGCUAUUGAGUUGAUACCCCAGCGAAGCUUGCGUUCAUUCAUGUACUGUAACUAUAGUUUAACUAUAUUUAGCCAAUUAAUUUCACUGUGUCAGAUUGCAGACCUGCGUUUGCC
Messenger RNA from Aaosphaeria arxii CBS 175.79, 1620 nucleotides. RefSeq lists its product as uncharacterized. The record is from RefSeq and is a predicted model, not a curated record. NCBI's taxonomy places the organism in Eukaryota, Fungi, Ascomycota, Dothideomycetes, Pleosporales. The transcript is spliced from 2 exons. Bases 398 to 1294 code for a protein of 298 amino acids.